This is a messenger RNA of Trametes versicolor FP-101664 SS1, 1287 nucleotides long. RefSeq lists its product as uncharacterized. Lineage: Eukaryota; Fungi; Basidiomycota; Agaricomycetes; Polyporales; Polyporaceae. Bases 1 to 1287 code for a protein of 428 amino acids. The transcript is spliced from 7 exons. The record is from RefSeq and is a predicted model, not a curated record.
AUGGCGAACCAGCCCCCGCCGUCCUUCGACAACCAGCCUUACUUCAACCCCUCACUCACAAACAUAUACUCCCACUACAGCCCCGUGUCCUAUCAGGACCAACCAGCAAUCGGCGAUGACGCUCCGCCGUCGCAGCCCUUAAGGCUUUCCUUCCCUCCCCCGAUGACUGCUACCAGAUAUGCUGAAUAUGCUGGAGGCAUUGCACAAUCCGGUGCACCGACCCAGAACAAUACUGCGAUGUCCGGGACUCGCAUAACCCACUGGCAAACGGCCCCCGUCUACGAAGUAAACUCUUCGCAAAGAUCUGGUUUCCCGAAUGGGAUCAACACCAUCUUGCCGCCGCAGCCGGCCAUGCCAGUCUGGCAGCCGCCGCACGCUAGCCUCCAUGAAUAUUCCACAGUGCCUGCAUACAGGACGAAUGCUCUUCUCCAAAUGCACCAGGGCAGCAACCUCGCCUUCAACGCGGAAACUCGUGUUGAUACUGUCGCUCACUGGGACGGGAGCCCUGCUGCGUACCCCACGCCCUCGCACGAUCCCCUCUAUCACCAUCUGCUGGGCUUGAUAUCGGGAAACUAUGGGCUCCAAGGGCCCCUCGAUGCUCUGCCCUUUGUCCCCCCCGACCAGGGUAUAUUCACUGCGCCAUCGCCGGCCAACGGUGGGAUGUACGAAGUCGCGGGGUAUGUUCAUCCUCAGCCGGUGCUCCCCGAAGGGUACCUGGCGGCGGCGAUGAGUGCUUGGAACUCAGAUCGCGAGUGGAUCAUCCACCAAAGGCCAUACCCGCGUGGCCGGUAUGAAGACAUACGCCCAGUGGCCCCCGCGAUCAUCAACGUCCUCGUUUCCGAUGCUGUUUCUAUGCAACGGCUUGCGGAACCUGGUGUCCUGGAGAGGUAUCAAGAUUCAGCCUUCCCAGACCUAGCACGAACAGAAAAAAAGUUUUGCGUCCGAUUCGAGUUUGAAAAUCUCGAGCCCAACAAACAUCCCGUUCAAUUCAACGAAUACUACAAACCCGAAGGGCCAUCGCUGAACGGGAAGCAGGUCGCGGGGAGACGUUCGCGUCGGGUGCCCCUCUCCAGGGCGGGACUCACCAGAAUAGUGGCGGCGCAGCUGCGUAUGUUCUUGCAGAGUUUGCAGCUCCCUAGACAACUGGUGUUUAAGGGUCGCCCCGUCAACAUCGACCACCUCGUCAUCGUCGAGAUUCGUCGUCCUUCUGCAGGAAGCGUCCAGCCGGAGCUCAUGAUUCACCGCAACUUUCGGCAUCUCUACGCUGCUGGUUCCGACGCCCUGUAG